UUUCCCUCUGGAUGCCUUUUGGACCCUCCCUGGGGGAAGAAGGAAUUCUUGGGGUGCCGGCGGGAAACGCGGGCAUUUCCCAGAAAGGGAAGCUAGUGAGGGUUAAGAACAGAGUUGGGGUAGCUUGGCUUCCUUCCUCAUUUUUUUCGACUUGUCUCAAGAAGCUCCCUCACCCUGGCGCCAGUUCUUCUGGGAGGCUCACAGUGAUCAUGUGGCAGCUGAUGACUCUGCUGAUACUGGCUUGCCGUAGUGUGAGAACAGCCGACCUUCGCAAAUCCGUGGUGACCCUGAAUCCGCCGUGGGUCAAUGUGAUCAGGGGGGACCCAGUGACCCUGAGCUGUUCGGAUCCCGGCUCCCCGGGGGACGCUGGCACAGUCACUCGGUGGUUCCACAACGGCACGACCAUCCAGGAACGGACCUCCAGUUACAGCAUCCAGGCCGCCAGCUCGUCCGACAGCGGGCGGUACUCGUGUCAGAAGGGGGACUCUGCCCAAAGUGACCCCGUGAAUCUGGAUGUGAUGGGUGUCGACUGGGCGAACCUGCAGGUUAACGGCUACGAGUUCCCAGAGGGGGGGAACCUGUCUCUGAAUUGCCGAGGCUCGAGAGACGUGUUCAGUAGAGAUUACAAAUUCUUCCGCGACGGCAAGACCUUGAAAUACUCCUUAUUUCCCCAGCACUUCAUCUCCCAUCUUAACUCCAGCCACAGCGGCUCCUACCACUGUAGCAUCCGAUCAAGAGAUUCGCCUCCCAUUACCAUCACCGUCAAGGCUGGCAUUUCAGCAGUAAAGCCAAGUCACUUUCGUUCCUGGAUUUUCCUCAUUUUCUACCUGGUGGUGGGACUCCUGUUUGCCGUGGAUACAUUUCUCUGCGUCACCCUGUGGAGAAGGCUCAAGAGUCCGGUGUGGCAGUAGAAGCCUCAAGUAAUGAACCAGUACGAAGAACCUCA
Molecule: messenger RNA, 946 nt
Organism: Ornithorhynchus anatinus (platypus)
Lineage: Eukaryota; Metazoa; Chordata; Mammalia; Monotremata; Ornithorhynchidae
Product: low affinity immunoglobulin gamma Fc region receptor III-like
Exons: 5
Coding region: 12-911 (299 amino acids)
Biological process (GO): cell surface receptor signaling pathway
Molecular function (GO): transmembrane signaling receptor activity
Source: RefSeq, a predicted model, not a curated record